This is a messenger RNA of Daphnia magna, 2152 nucleotides long. RefSeq names its product ran-binding protein 3 (gene RanBP3). Gene Ontology annotation, molecular function: GTPase activator activity. Gene Ontology annotation, biological process: protein export from nucleus. NCBI's taxonomy places the organism in Eukaryota, Metazoa, Arthropoda, Branchiopoda, Diplostraca, Daphniidae. The record is from RefSeq and is a predicted model, not a curated record. Gene Ontology annotation, cellular component: cytoplasm; nuclear pore.
AGCUAGGUCGUAAAUACGACGACAUGUCAACUGCGCACAUUCAAUGGAAACAUGGCGACGAACGAAGGUACUGAUGUUAGACCUGAAGUGGAGACAAACUCCAGUCCCUCAGAAUACAACAGCGAAACAGUGAACGGUUCACCUUCAACUUGUAAUUCAGGUGGAUCGGUAUUUUCGAGUCCGAAGGUUUUGACGGGAGCCGGAAACAACCCGUUUGCUGUCCGGAGCUCACCGGGACGAGUGAGCAACGACAGUAACAGCGGUGACAUACCUAACCAUUUACCCGCGUCCAUUAUAGCACCUAGUAAAUUCGGUGCUUCAGCCUCGUCUUCUUGCAAUUCCUCUAAUUCGGUUCAGGCUGCGACUGGAGUGUGUUUGUCAUCUUCAACUAGCCAUCCCUUCAAAGAGUCUCAUGAUGGAGCAGAUUUUAACGGCCCGUCUUCAAAACCACUGCUUCGUCCGUCUCUCAUUGGUUCGGGGUCUUCAUUUGCAUCCUCUGGAACAUCGCAAAAUCAUAGCAUUCUAAAACCGGCUACAUUGGGAAACCCAUUUUCGCGAGCAGUUGAAUUGGCUGACGAAGAUUCUUCUACCACCACAGUACAACAACCGGUGUCACAGCCCAACUUGGGGACCGAUACAGCCGAAUCAAAAACAACCCUUUUGAUACCCUCACGAUUAAACAGUGUCAGCGCUGUAGGUUCGUCACCAACGGCGCCAGCAGCUGCAAGCGAAGGCAGUGAUGAAGGAUCUGAAGUGAGUGGAAUUUCGGUGGUGCCAGAUCUAGCGCCUUCAGAAUCCGUUGUUCCUUCGGCCAUUCCGCGCCCGUCGCUUACAUCUAGCAGUCUAUUCUCUACUACAGUGACCAGUGUUACUUCUGUUGCCACAACCCCCACUCCUGCUACUCCCACUGCUUGUGCCAACUUUGUGUUCGGACAGAAGCUUCACGAAAGAGUAGCGAACCCGAAUCACACUUCAACAGGACCAACAUCCAAUGGCGCAGAACCUACUACUAAUCUGUUUACUGUUAUUCCUAAGGAGAAAAGCGAAUCUGAAGCAGCCUCUACUAACGGUAUGGCGGCCAGCAAAACCCUUUCGGAUUCAGCUCGGGAGUUGGAGGAAGCGCGUGCCGCUAAACGUAAAUACGAUGAAGUCACGGUCGUCACGGGUGAGGAAGACGAACAAAAUGCCUUGCAGGUUUAUGGCAAGCUCUUCACUUUUGAUAAGGUUCAAGGUACCUGGAUAGAGCGUGGCCGCGGAACUUUGAGGCUCAACGAUAAACAACUCGAUAAUCAUGCACUGCAGUCGAGACUUGUAAUGAGGACACAGGGUUGUCUCCGCGUAAUUCUCAACACCAAAAUAUGGGCAGAAAUGACGAUCGACAAAACGAGCAGCAAAAGUAUUCGAAUGACAGCUGUGGAUGGCGAUCAGAUCCGUGUUUUUCUUCUCAUGGCUAGUCUCAAAGACACGGAAACGCUCUUUAACGCGUUAGAGUGGCGUUUGGCCACUUUGCGAGCUCACCAAUCGCGAGCAGCCGCCACGGCCAGCUCAAUACCUGAUGUGGAUUCGUCGGCAGCGUUGCCCGCCGUCCCCCACAAUGAAGACAGCGCCAGUAGUCCUAAGCGACGAGCCCUUCCUGUUGAAUCAGAAGAGUUAGGUGACGAAACUAAAAAGAAACGUUCCGAAUGACAAAACGAGUGAAGGGAUACGAACAAGUUGACUCAGCGACGCACGUAAAACUCUGCAAUCUUUAUUUUUGCCGAGUCAACUACAGUAUAUAAAAACAAACCGUACCCUAAAAUUCUUUACUUCUUUGAUCGACGAAGCUUGUGUGUUGUUUGCAAAAUGAGCCUUCUUCGAAGGUAACAUGAAGAUGUUGUUUUUGGUUGACACUUGCCUGUGUCUCCCUUUUUUUUGUUCUUUUUUUUCCUCUCUCCGAGUACUUGUAUAUUGUAUAUUACAAUAUGUGUACUUGAUCCGAGAUAUUGUCGCGUAAAGAACUCCUCGCACCUAAACUCACCUUGGUCUCUCUUUUUUUCCUUUUUUUUCCUUCCUGAAUUUGCAUCUCAUUUGCCUGUAGGCUGUUUGAAUCAUCGUCACUGGUUAAACAAUGUUGAUCACCUAAAUUACGCAUUACAAAAUUAAUCUAGCUCAA